AUGGCGAAGACAAAAGACACCAACUCCAAGCCAAAGCACGCCAGAGAGAGUAUCGGCGAAAACAUACAGAUGUCUGAACAAGUGACACCAAAUGAGAGCGCCGACAAGGACAAGAAGAAGCGCAAGAAGUCAUCUGACGACGCAGAGGAAGUCACUAAGAGCAAGAAGCGGAGACAUAGCACCGAGGUCGAAGAUGAAGGCGACGCUGGGAAGGAGGAAUCCACAAAGAAAAAGAAGAAGGAGAAGAAAGAUAAGAAGAAGAGGGUCUCAUUCGGGCCCGGGACCAAGACUGAAGACGGGAGCGGAGAUGAGAGCGCCGCCGAUGCCGAAGACGAAGCCCCACAGAAAGCUGAAAAUGACGAUGAUAAUGACUCCGACAGCAGUGACACAGUCACCGCCGAUCCAGCACAGCAAUUGCAAACCGACAAUGAGAAAGCAUUAGAGGAAAUGCGCAAGCGCAAGCGCGAGAAGAAGAAGGCAAAGAAGAACAAGGAUCCCUCAGCCCCCGUGCCGUCGUCAUCUUCGACACAGCAUUUACACGAGUCGCCUAUCAUGUCUUACCUGAGCCACUACCACCACGAUCGUUCGUCGUGGAAGUUCCAGAAGAAUCGCGAGACAAACCUGUUCAAGCAUCUCUACUCCGAGGAACAUGUCCCUUCUCGGUAUAACAUUGCGCUUUUGUCAUACCUGAAAGGAUUGAGGGGUGAUGCGGCGAAAGCAAGAUUGAGCCAGGGUGCAGUUCAGGUACUGAAGGAGGAUAUUGAAGCUGCGACAAAGGAUGGCAAGGAGGAGGAUCCUGCCUUCCAGGAGGCUGUCGAUGCGCUUCGGGAUUCAUUUGCAAGUGCUGGUGCCGAAUUGAACACUGCCGGAUCAGCAGAGGGGUUGAAGCCCGCCGCGAAUAAGCGUCUUCAGAAGAGAGUGCGGGCCGAGCUUGUCUUCUAUGCUAUGUCCGAUGAGCUGUUCGACAUUGUCAAGUCUGUUCCGAAGAAGGUGCCUGUUAAGGUGGAGCCUGUGAACAAGAAGAGAAAGAAUCGUACUGCUGUUGUCGAUAUCUCGAGCAGUGAGAGUGACAGCGACAGUGACGACGAGACUUCUAGCUCUGGCAGCGACGAUGACACCUCUAGCUCUGGCAGUGAUGAUGACUCUUCAGACUCGGAUAGUGAUGACGACAAGCCGGCUACUACCAAGAUCCAAUCCAAGCUUGUUCAAUCCAAGCCUGUGGCUAACAAGCCCUCUCCAGCGGAGAGUGAAGUCCCUGCUCCCAUCUCCAAGACCAAGGCUGCUGCCGCAAACAAGCAGGAGAAGAAGGAGAAGAAGGCUGCUUUGAGGAAGGAGAAGAAACUGGCACCCGCACUGCCUGCCCCCAGCAAGAACAAGAAGAAGCAAAAGCGGAAGGUCAGAACCGCUGUGAUUGACAUCUCGAGUAGUGAGGAUAGCGACUAA
Molecule: messenger RNA, 1443 nt
Organism: Penicillium longicatenatum
Lineage: Eukaryota; Fungi; Ascomycota; Eurotiomycetes; Eurotiales; Aspergillaceae
Product: WKF domain-containing protein
Exons: 1
Coding region: 1-1443 (480 amino acids)
Source: RefSeq, a predicted model, not a curated record